UUCUGCUCUCUGCAACCUCUCCCACCUAUAAAUACGAACCCCUCAAACUCAAAAACCUAGAAAUAUAAACAAGUACAUACUCAUACACACCAUACCCAUCACUAUUUGAUUUUUCAUUUCUCUCGAUUCUUUAAAUUUCUCUACGUCUGAUUAUGGACGCCGCCAUGGACGACGAGCUACAGAGCCAGGGGCAAGACGCGCCGCCAUCUCCGCCGCCCCCGACGGCGCCGGAACCGCAGGCAGGCGAGGAGGCGGCGGCGGCGGAGGAGGACGAGGAAGACGAGGACGAGGAGCCGAAGAAUGAAGAGGACGAAAUGAUGGCCAAGGCUCAGAAGCUCAUGGAUAAGACUAUGGCUUCGCCUGACAACCCUAGCCCCAGUGUUCUUCACGCCUUGGCUUCUCUUCUUGAAACGCAGGAGCAAAGGUACAUGGAGGAAAGUGGUCAUUCUUCCAGCAACGCUCGCGCUUCUCAUGCCGCUGGACGGCUAGGGACCUUGGUUCGGGAACAUGAUGAUUUCUUUGAAUUAAUAUCUGCCAAGUAUUUGUCAGAUAUGAGAUUCUCUGCAUCAGUCCAGGCAGCUGCUGCACGGCUGUUUCUGAGCUGUUCAGUAAAUGUGAUUUAUCCUCCUGUUUUUGAAGAAGACGUUUUGGAGAAAAUAAAGGAAUGGGUGAUGGAUGAGACUCCCAACGUCUCGGUUGAACACCAGAACUGUAAGCAUGAUUUGGGGGGAAAGGAGGUUUCAGAUUUUCAAAUGCUGAAGACAUAUUCUACUGGACUUCUUGCUUUGUGUUUGGCUGGGGGCGGUCAACAAGUAGUGGAAGAUGUGUUGACGUCUGGAUUGUCAGCCAAGCUUAUGCAUUAUCUUCGUGUCCGUGUCCGUGUUUCGGGGGAGUCUAGUAUUAGUCAGAAGGUUUCUAGUCAUGUAACAGAGACAAAAAAUCCCUCUGGGGUAAAAGGUAAAGAUGAAGGACGGGGUAGGGUUCGGCAGAUUCCGGAAACAACUCAUUUUGAUGAUCCAAGGAUACCAAGUGAGAAAUGCUUAGAUGAAGUUUCUGGAGGAGAACGGUGGGUUGAUGGUGGAGAACCACCUGAUGGAAUGGAUGAAGGGGAUGAGAUCAAUGAUGUUGAUGGCAGUGAUUCUCGUGAUUUACGUGAUGGAAAACUAAAAUCGGGUGAUUUUGAUGAAAUUGGGAGAGAUGAAUCCUCAAGGCGCAGAUCUAACCGUGGCUGGGCACGAUCUAGAGGGAAGGGAAGGGCAAAUGAAGGCAGUGUAGAAAAUGAACAGCUGUUGACCUCACCAGGAUCUGCGAUUCGGUUGGGACAGGGGCGAAGCUUUAGAGAAAAGAGUACAUCAAAGAAUUCAGAUUUGAAAAAAGUAUCAGAUUCUAGGAAGCCAUUGAGCAAGAAUGCUUCUGAUGUUUUGUUUCUGGAAAGAGAGGAUAAUGAUGAGUGCUUCCAGGAUUGUACAGUUGGUAGUAAGGAUAUUACUGAUCUAGUGAAGAAAGCAGUUAAAGCUGCUGAAGCUGAAGCUAGAGCAGCGAAUGCACCUGUGGAAGCCAUCAAAGCUGCUGGUGAGUCCGCUGCGGAAGUCGUCAAAAGUGCAGCUUUAGAGGAAUUCGCUAAGACAAAUGAUGAAGAAGCUGCAGUUUUGGCUGCUUCAAGAGCAGCAUCUACUGUAAUUGAUGCAGCCAAUUCAAUUGAAGCUCUAAGCGUGAAUGCAGCAAAUACUUCUGCUAGUGCUGAACCAUUACCUUCAAGCUCUAAACUUCAAAACCAUGAAGACGUUGAAGAAUACUUUAUUCCAACAGUUGAAUCUCUUGCACAGUUGAGAGAAAAAUACUGUAUUCAAUGUCUUGAGACUCUCGGAGAAUAUGUUGAAGUUCUUGGACCUGUAUUGCAUCAGAAGGGAGUAGAAGUGUGUCUUGAGUUGUUACAACGAAACUCAAGGCAUAAAGAACCGUCAAAGCUCGCAAUGCUGUUGCCUGAUGUAAUGAAGCUCAUAUGUGCGCUGGCUGCUCACAGGAAAUUUGCUUCAUUGUUUGUGGAUAAGGGCGGCAUGCAGAAACUACUUGCCGUCCCCAGAGUUCCUCAAACUUACUUUGGCCUUUCUUCAUGCUUGUUUACGAUCGGUUCGCUGCAGGUUGUAAUGGAGCGUGUCUGUGCUCUUCCUUCAGACCUGGUUUACCAGGUGGUGGAGUUGGCUCUCCAUCUUCUUGGGUGCUCACAGGAUCAAGCCAGGAAAAAUGCAGCCUUAUUUUUUUCUGCUGCAUUUGUAUUCAGGGCAGUUGUUGAUGCAUUUGAUUCUCAGGAUGGCUUACAGAAAGUACUAGGCCUUUUAAAUGAUGCUGCAUCAGUAAGAUCUGGAGGAAACUCUGGGACGUUAGGACUCUCUACCUCAGGUUCACUUCGAAAUGAUAGGUCACCGACAGAAGUACUGACCUCAUCAGAGAAACAGAUUGCCUAUCACACUUGUGUUGCUUUGCGUCAGUACUUUAGAGCUCAUUUUAUUUUGCUUGUCGAUUCUCUACGUCCAAAUAAAAACAGUCGAAGUGCAGCUCGGAAUCUUCCUAGUGUAAGGGCAGCUUACAAGCCACUUGACCUUAGCAAUGAAGCUAUUGAUGCAGUAUUUAUGCAGUUACAGAAGGACCGAAAGCUUGGUCCUGCAUUCGUAAGAACUCGUUGGCCGGCAGUUGAUAGAUUUUUGGGGUAUAAUGGACAUAUUACUAUGUUGGAGUUAUGCCAGGCUCCACCUGUUGAGCGCUAUCUACAUGAUUUACUUCAAUAUGCAUUGGGUGUUCUGCACAUUGUUACAUUGGUACCUAGCAGUCGCAAAAUGAUCGUGAAUUCAACAUUAAGCAACAAUCGUGUUGGUAUAGCAGUUAUUUUGGAUGCAGCAAGUGUUAAUGGUAGUUAUGUGGACCCAGAGAUCAUUCAGCCAGCUCUAAAUGUGUUGGUCAAUCUUGUUUGUCCUCCACCUUCAAUCAGCAACAAACCAUCUGUACUUGCACAUAGUCAGCAGUCUAUAUCUGCUCCAACCUCAAAUGCCCUUGCUAUAGAGAAAAAUACCGAUCGAGCUGGGGAAUCAGCUCUUGUAGAUCGAAGCAGUGUAGCAGCACAAGGUACUGGUGCACAGUUGAACAGUAGUAAUGCACAAUCCUCAGCUGCCAUGACAACUUCUGGAUUGGUUGGGGAUCGCAGGAUAUCUUUAGGAGUUGGGGCAGGUUGUGCCGGGCUUGCGGCACAACUGGAGCAAGGGUAUCGGCAAGCAAGAGAGGCCGUUCGCUCCACCAACGGUAUAAAGGUUCUGCUGCAUCUUCUCCAACCACGCAUAUAUUCUCCUCCUGCCGCACUCGACUGUCUACGUGCACUUGCUUGCCGAGUCCUUCUUGGUUUAGCGAGAGAUGAUACAAUUGCACACAUAUUGACAAAACUUCAGGUUGGGAAAAAACUAUCAGAACUAAUUCGAGAUUCUGGGAGCCAAACACAAGGAUCUGAGCAAGGCAGGUGGCAAUCUGAACUUUCACAGGCAGCAAUUGAGUUGAUGGCAAUUGUGACGAAUUCUGGACGUGCUAGUACAUGGGCUGCCACUGAUGCCGCUAUGCCAACUUUGAGGCGCAUAGAACGGGCAGCAAUAGCUGCUGCCACUCCUAUCACUUACCAUUCCAGGGAGCUCUUGCUUCUAAUACAUGAGCAUCUUCAAGCGUCUGGUUUGGCCGUAACAGCUUCUUCCCUGCUAAAAGAGGCCCAAUUGACGCCUUUACCAUCCUUGGUUGCCCCCUCAUCUCUUGUGCAGCAAGCUACACAAGAAGCCUCAUCUCUGCAAAUUCAGUGGCCCUCUGGUCGCACCCCUAUUGGAUUUCUUACCAACAAAUCAAAGAUAGCAAGGGGGGAGGAUGCAACCUUGAAAUGUGAUUCUACUAUCUCAUACUCGAAGAAAAAACCUUUAAUAUUUUCUCCAAAUUUUUCUCUUCAGUCAAAGAAUCCAUCCCAGUCCCAUGACUCUCACCCGACAUUGGCAUCAAAUGUCUUCAGUGCAUUGAAAGAGUUAUCUGCCCCUGCAGAUGCAUCAGAUGCAUCAGAAAUCCUGCCCAAACCUUAUGUUGAUACAGAGUACCAGUGUAAGACACCCAUCCUGCUGCCUAUGAAAAGAAAAUUAUCAGAGGUAAAGGAUCCUGGGUGUUUGCCAUCAUCUGGGAAGCGCAUCCAUACUGGGGACCAGGGAUAUCGGUCUCCACUUUUUCCCACACCCAAUAUUGUGUGGAAAAGCGGUCUUCUAAAUGAUCUGGGUGGGUUCGCUACCCCUACUUUCAACAUGAGAGAUCAACAAUGUCGAUCCACACCUGCAUGUUUUUCAUCAGAGUAUCUGGAUGAUAACCAGUAUGGUAAUUCUAGUAUGGGUCUGGCAACCCCAUGCUCCCAACUUGGGCUUCAAACCGACCCUCAACCAAGCAACCCGGAAAGGUUGACACUUGACUCGAUGGUUGUUCAGUAUCUGAAGCACCAGCAUCGCCAGUGUCCUGCACCUAUAACCACUCUUCCACCACUGUCCUUGUUACAGCCGCAUGUUUGUCCUGAACCAAGACGAACCCUUGAUGCCCCUUCAAAUGUAACUGCCCGGCUUGGCACUCGUGAGUUCAGAAGUAUGUACGGUGGGGUUCAUGGAAACCGCAGGGAUCGUCAGUUUGUUUACAGCAGAUUCCGGUCAUGGCGGACUUGUAGGGAUGAUACUGGUACCCCUUUGACAUGCAUAUCUUUUCUUGGUGACACCGCUCGUAUUGCAGUAGGCAGUCACGGUGGUGAGCUCAAAAUUUUUGAUUCUAAUAGCAGCAAUGUAUUGGAGAGUUGUCCGAGCCACCAGUCUCCUGUGACGCUUGUUCAGACGUAUCUUUCCGGUGAAACUGAAUUGGUGCUCUCUUCUAGUUCAGAAGAUGUGAAGUUGUGGGAUGCAUCUACAAUGUCUACUGGACCAAUGCAUUCAUAUGAAGGGUGCAAGGCUGCAAGAUUUAGCAAUUUUGGAGGCGUUUUUGCAGCCCUAUCAUCAGAGCCAGCCCAGAAAGAAAUUCUAAUAUAUGACAUCCAGACUAACCAGUUGGAAUCAAAACUGUCAGAUACAGCUGCUAACACCGGCCGUGGACAUUCAUAUUCUCAUAUACACUUCAAUCCUUUGGACACAAUGCUUCUCUGGAAUGGUGUCCUGUGGGACAGGCGGGUUUCCAGCCCUGUUCAUCGUUUUGAUCAGUUCACGGAUUAUGGAGGUGGUGGCUUCCAUCCUGCCGGGAAUGAGGUGAUUAUAAACUCUGAGGUCUGGGAUCUCCGGAACUUCAGACUCCUCCGAAGUGUACCUUCGUUAGACCAAACUACAAUAACUUUUAAUGCCCGUGGUGAUGUGAUUUAUGCAAUCCUCCGGAGAAAUCUUGAUGAUGUAAUGUCUGCGGUGCAUACACGUCGUGUAAAGCAUCCUCUAUUUGCUGCAUUCCGCACGGUGGAUGCGGUUAACUACUCGGACAUUGCUACUAUUCCGGUUGAUCGUUGUGUCCUCGAUUUUGCUACGGAGUCGACUGAUUCUUUUCUUGGGCUGAUUACAAUGGAUGACCAAGAUGAGAUGUUUGCAUCUGCUAGGGUUUAUGAAAUUGGUCGACGAAAGCCGACAGAUGAUGAUUCUGAUCCUGAUGAUCUUGAGAGUGAAGACGACGAUGACGAUGAAGAAGAUGAUGACGACGCAGAUAUGGAUACUUUACUGGGCCCUGAUCUUGACGGUGAUGAUGACAGUGAUUUGAGUAAUGAUGACGAUGAUAGUGGGAGUGACCCUGAUGAUGACGAUGAGGGGGAUUUUAUGAUGGAUGGGGACUUUGAUGGAGGAGCUGGAAUGCUUGAGAUUUUGACAGACUAUGAUGAAGAGGAUGAUAGUGAUGAACUGGUUGAAUCCUUCAGCAGUGGCGAUGAGGAGGAUUUUGCAGGCCAUGGUUUUGGUUAUUAACUGUAACAUAUCUAAAUGAUUAGAUUGGAGCUGGUAGAUGAGCAGAUUAUGUAAUUAUGAUCUUUUUGAGAGUUUCUUGAGUGUUUACCAGUGAUAAAAGGCUUAGCUUCAUUCAUCUUUUAUACAUCAAUCUUACACCUUUGUUUCAUCUUU
Messenger RNA from Argentina anserina (silverweed cinquefoil), 6131 nucleotides. Its product is annotated as DDB1- and CUL4-associated factor homolog 1. The coding region runs from base 153 to 5978 and encodes 1941 amino acids. Gene Ontology annotation, cellular component: nucleus; Cul4-RING E3 ubiquitin ligase complex. Gene Ontology annotation, molecular function: protein binding. Gene Ontology annotation, biological process: protein ubiquitination. NCBI's taxonomy places the organism in Eukaryota, Viridiplantae, Streptophyta, Magnoliopsida, Rosales, Rosaceae. The record is from RefSeq and is a predicted model, not a curated record. The transcript is spliced from 14 exons.